Molecule: messenger RNA, 687 nt
Organism: Dromaius novaehollandiae (emu)
Lineage: Eukaryota; Metazoa; Chordata; Aves; Casuariiformes; Dromaiidae
Product: apoptosis regulator BAX-like
Exons: 6
Coding region: 86-670 (194 amino acids)
Biological process (GO): positive regulation of apoptotic process; intrinsic apoptotic signaling pathway in response to DNA damage; extrinsic apoptotic signaling pathway in absence of ligand
Cellular component (GO): mitochondrial outer membrane
Molecular function (GO): protein homodimerization activity; channel activity; protein heterodimerization activity
Source: RefSeq, a predicted model, not a curated record
UGUCGCCGCCCGGCCCCACCCUCGCUGCCGCGGAGCCCAGGCGUCCGGAACCGGCACCGGCGCAGCCGCGGGCCCGGGGUGCCGCAUGGAGGGGCAGGGAGGGUGGGGUGCCCUGGAGGCCCCUUGUGGGGCAGGAGCUGAGAGCGUCUCCAGCGUCGUGCGGAUCGGGGCUGCCCUGCUGCGGGGGUUUGUCCGCUCCCUGCUCGAGGGGGCCCCGGGGCCGCCCCGGCCGGUGCUGCCGGCGGAGCUGGGGGACGCGGAGCCGGGGGACGCCGUGGACGGGCCCCCCCUGGCCUUGCUGCGGGACGCUGCGCUCCGGGUCUGGGCCCGCCUGAGCCGGGACCCCGAGAUGGACAGCCUGGUGGGGGCCCUGGCCGGGCGCCCGGCCCUGCCCGCCCUGGCCGAGGUCUCGGAGGAGCUUUUCCGGAGCGGCAUCAACUGGGGCCGCGUCGUCGUCUUCUUCUACUUCACCUACCGCGUGGUGCUGCAGGUGCUGCAGGGCUCCGAGCCGCUGCGGACGGUGCUGGACUGGGCCGUGUCCUUCCUGGCGCGGCGCCUGGCGGCCUGGGUGCAGGGCCAGGGCGGCUGGGGCUCCAUCCUCAGCUACAGCCCCCCGGAGCAGAGCCAGCCCCCGUGUGCGGGGGGGGCCCCGGGGAGCCCCGAGAAAUAAAAGCGAUGGAGAAGCUG